AAUGACUAUCGGUUCCAUCUUUCCCAAGUUCCUCUGCUCCAAAACCUCUUAAACCCUAAUUCGAAUUUAGCCUAAACCCUAAAAUGGCCAAAUGGAGACUUGCGACUGCGACGCUCCGUCGACAACUUCAAUCCUCAUCGCCAACUAUCUCUACCUUCAAGAAUCCAACCAAAGCAUUGUCUGCGGCGGCUCAUCAGUCUACUCGCAGCUACAGUACAACUCAGACCGAUGAUUCGAGAGGGAAAUGGUUAACUUUACCUCCUUUUUCUCCCACCAUCGAUGGCACCGCCGUUGGAAAGGAUCUCCUUUCCGACGGAGACUCUGUCAAAUCUUCAACGGACAACUCAAAAACGACGGCGCUUAGGUGGAUUCUUCGUUGUCGUCCCGAUUUACCCAGAACUCUCGUUCAGAAACUCUUCCGCUUAAGACAGGUUAGAAGAGAAAUGUCUAUGAGUGUUGAUGGUGAUGAACUACAAAGAAGCCAGCUUAAAAGGGUGGCAGCUAAGGAGUCCUUGAAUGUAGGAGAUAGAAUUUACCUUCCUUUAUCGGUUGACAAUGAUACGCCGCAGACGCCACCUGCUAAGAAAGAAAGCUUUCAAUGUAGUGAUGAAGAACGCAAAUUCGUUUGCAGUUUGGUGUUGUAUAAGGAUCCAGCCAUUAUUGUUUUGAAUAAACCUCAUGGUUUGGCUGUUCAAGGUGGGAGUGGGAUCAAAACCAGUAUUGAUGAACUCGCUGCCUCUUGCUUGAAAUUUGAUAAAUCAGAAUCUCCCCGGCUGGUGCACAGACUUGACAGAGACUGUAGUGGACUUUUGGUGUUGGCAAGAACACAGACGGCUGCAACAGUUCUUCAUUCCAUAUUCCGAGAGAAAACAACUGGUGCAUCCGCAUAUGGUGUCAAAAAGAACGUAAAAUCCUUGAAAAGAAAAUAUAUGGCACUUGUGAUCGGGUGUCCACCACGUCAAAGGGGACAGAUUUCAGCGCCACUCAGAAAGGUGGUUGUGGAUGAUGGAAAAUCUGAACGUAUCACUGUUAAUGACAAUGGAGAACUCGUUUCUACUCAGCAUGCUAUCACCGAAUACCGAGUGAUUGAAUCUUCACCACAUGGUUAGUGAGACUGACUUCCAUUUCUAUUCAGUUAAACUUAAAGCAAAUGAUUUUGCCUUGAGUUUUUAGCACAUUGUUGAAUUGCAGGAUACACAUGGCUUGAGCUUCGCCCUUUAACCGGGAGAAAACAUCAGCUUCGUGUACACUGCGCUGAAGUGCUAGGAACACCGAUAGUCGGGGACUACAAAUACGGUUGGCAAGCUCAUAAAGCCCGGGAACCUUUUGUCUCUUCUGAAAACAACCCAACCAAGCAAUCAUCAUCUCCUUUUGGAUUGGAUCUGGAUGGUGGAGAUGUCUCUUCGAAACAGCCACACCUUCAUCUCCAUUCAAAGCAAAUCGAUCUGCCAAACAUAUCACAGCUCUUGGAGAAAAUGCAGGUCUCUUCAGACUCUGAUAUUUCGGAUCUCGAUAGCCUUAAAUUCGAUGCUCCAUUGCCUAGUCAUAUGCAACUAAGCUUUAAUUUGUUGAAAUCUAGAGUCGAAACUUGUGACAAAAAUUAGAUUUUUUUUCUUACCGAGCUUUCUUCUUUGUGUUCAUUGAGGCCCAAGUAUUUGUGUAUUUGGACCUGAAUAUUCUCAUACAAAGAUAAAUAAUUAUAAUUAAAUGAUUUUUCGCAUAUAA
Arabidopsis thaliana (thale cress) is the source of this 1725-nucleotide messenger RNA. RefSeq names its product Pseudouridine synthase family protein. Bases 84 to 1109 code for a protein of 341 amino acids. Gene Ontology annotation, molecular function: pseudouridine synthase activity; RNA binding. Gene Ontology annotation, cellular component: mitochondrion; mitochondrial matrix. NCBI's taxonomy places the organism in Eukaryota, Viridiplantae, Streptophyta, Magnoliopsida, Brassicales, Brassicaceae. The record is from RefSeq and is marked reviewed. Gene Ontology annotation, biological process: pseudouridine synthesis; RNA modification. The transcript is spliced from 9 exons.